UCUCCGAUCCUAUCGCGCGCUGCGUGCAGGCGACUGCUGCGAGGCCGCGCACGUGGUCACGAGCCGGCCCGGGGCCUGUAGCUCACCCCUUAAUCGCUAGUUAGUUUGUAAUCGCUAGUUAGUUGUUGUUGUUGUUGGUGGUGGUGGUUGUUGUUGUUGUUGGGGAGCGAUGUCGCGCGUGUUCGAGGGUUUCCGCGCGCUCGGCUUGUACACGGGGCCCGUGCCGCACGUGGUGCGGGUCCACAGGCGGCACCAGCAGGCGUACGUGCUCACCGCGGUGGGGCCCCGGCUGCACGCUUACAACGUUAACAAGCUUGGAAUUGUCUCCAUCAGCAAUGCCCUCCCAGAAGACAUCAGCUGCCUCGCAGCGAACCGCAUGUUGGCAUUUGCGGCGUACGGAAGCAAGAUCGCUACCAUCGCUCGCGGGAAAGAGGUGGUGCACACCUACGAAGGGCACUCGGGAGAAGUCCACCUCCUCCUGCCGUUCGGAGAUCACCUGGUGUCCGUGGACAGAGACAACGUCCUCGUGGUCUGGGACGUUCAGACGGAAGAGGAGUACCUGAGGCUGGAACCCGACCCCCAGGUGUUUGGAAUCAGCGCCGUCGUGCACCCCAGCACCUACAUGAACAAGGUCUUGCUUGGCUCGCGGCAGGGCCCUCUGCAGCUGUGGAACCUCAAGACUGGAAAGCUGCUCUUCACAUUCAAGGGAUGGGGUUCAGAAGUUACUUGCCUGGAGCAGGCCCCAGCGGUGGAUGUUGUCGGUGUGGGCCUCCAGUCCGGCUCCGUGCUCCUGCACAACAUCAAGGUCGACGAGACGCUCAUGAAAUUCCACCAGGACUGGGGCCCUGUCACCUGCAUAUCCUUCCGCACAGACGGUCCGGCCGUAAUGGCCACAGGAAGCUCCCUGGGCCACAUUGCACUCUGGGACCUGCACGACAGGAAGCUGUUGGCACAGAUGCGGGACACGCAUGCGGCCGCCAUUGCCGGGGCGACCUUCAUCCACAACGAGCCGCUGCUCCUCACGACGGCCGGGGAUAACGCCAUCAAGGUGUGGGUGUUCGAGUCGGCGGGGGGCAGCCCCCGGCUGCUGCGCGAGCGCUGCGGGCACAGCGCCCCGCCGACGAGCAUCCGCCACCACGGCCAGGAUGGCUUCAACAUCCUGAGCGCCGGACAGGACGGAACGCUACAGUCCUUCUCUGUGGUCCACGACCGAUUCAACAAAAGCCUGGGCCGCGGCUCCAUCAACAAGAAGAAGUCAAAAAAGAAAGGGCUCAAGCUGGACACGAUGAAGCUGCCACCCAUCUGCGCGUUCGCAUCAGAGACGGCACGUCAGAGCGACUGGGACGGCAUCGUGUCGUGCCACCGAGGCUUCGUGAGCGCGAGCACGUGGAGCUUCCUGCGCGGAUCCAUGGGGAGCCACCGACUGGAGCCGGAGAACAUGAAGCGCAACCGCACGGACCCCACCACCGCCACGGCGGUGACCGUCUCUCCCUGCGGAAACUUUGCGAUCAUCGGCCUCUCCUCCGGCCACGUCAACGUCUACAACCUGCAGUCGGGCCUGCCGCGCGGCUCGUUCGGCUCGCCCACGGCUCACAGGGGCCACGUGCGAGCCGUUGCCCUCGACCAUCUGGGUCAGAUGGCCGUGUCGGUCGGUGGGGACUCGGCACUGCGGGUCUGGAGUUUCAAGUCCCGCGCGCUCCUCCACGAGACCGUUCUCCCCGCCGCGCCGGGCGGCGCCAUCCUGCACCGCGACAGUGGUCUGCUCGCCGUCUGGUGCGACGACCUCUCCGUGCUCGUGUUUGACGUGGAGAUGAAGAAGAUCGUCAGGGUCUUGAACGGGCACGGCGCUCAGAUCACAGAUGCCACGUUCAGCCCGGACGGACGCUGGCUCCUCACGGCCUCAAUGGAUCGCAGCGUGCGGACCUGGGACCUGCCCUCGGGCUGCCUGGUGGACGUGCUCGCCGUCUCCUCGCCCGUCGUGAGCCUCUCCAUGUCGCCCACGGGCGACUACCUGGCCACAGCCCUGAGCGACCACCUGGGAAUCUACCUGUGGUCUAACAGGAGCAUGUACACGCACGUGUCCCUGCGGCCGCUCCCGGCUGACUACGAGCCCAGGACGGAGGCUCUGCCGGGAGGAGCUGCUCACGGUGGUGACGUCGCGGUGCGAGAAGAUGAGGACUUUGGCGACGACGUGGACGGGGGCGACGAGGCGAUGGUGUCCGAGUUCCACUCCCCGGAGCAGCUCUCCGAAUCGCUCGUCACCCUCUCGUCCGUGCCCGAGAGCCGCUGGAAGAACCUCCUCAACCUGGACGUCAUCAGGAAGCGGAAUAAACCCAAGGAGCCUCCCCGUGCCCCAGAAAAGGCUCCAUUUUUCUUGCCGACCACUCCAGGGCUGACACCGGCCUUCUGUGCCCCGGCCAACGCGGACUCGCAGGCCGUGACCAAGGUAGUGCAGCUGGGCCACUUGAAUCCCAAGUCGGAAUUCAGCCGGAGCCUCGAGGAGGCGUGGGAGUCGAACGACUUCUCGGGGCCCCUUGGCGAGCUCUCGUCGCUGCCCCCCGGCACGGUGGAGUCGGAGCUGCGGGCGCUGGGCCCCGCGUGGGGGGGCUCCCCGCUGCUGCUCGCCGCCUUCCUGCGCUCCGCCCUGCACGGCCUGCGCUCGCGCGGGAACUUCCAGCUGCUGCAGGCCCAGCUCGCGCUCUUCCUCAAGCUGCACCUGCGCGAGCUGAGCGAGCACGAGGAGGUGGUGCGCGAGCUGGCGCAGGUGAGCGUCGCUCACGAGGACACCUGGGCCGAGGUGCAGCACCUGAUGCUGCACACGCUGUGCGUGCUGGGAUACACUCGCAGCGCUCUCUUCUGAGAGCCGUGACGGGGCCCGCUCUCUCUCCGGACUGUUGAGACGCACGUUUAAAGGAAAGGUUGAGGGUGCUACUUAUAAUCCGGUAGCUGCGUGUGGGUGUGUGUGCCAUACGACAUUUGAAUAACUUUAUUGGCACCGGGCACAAGUUUGGGAUGCGUCGUGCUUUCUUGAUGCGGUACCUACAUCGCGCGUACACUCGUAAGCUCGCUCGCAACCUGUGCGCGGAUUUCCACACUCCUCGCCUGUACUCUCAUGCUCAAUUUCAAUGAAAAAAUGGGAAGUUUUACUGGGUAGUGGUGUAGCGUGGCUGGCAUGGUCCCAGGCGCAAGGAAUUAAAUGGGGAAUCCAAGUCUACGCCACUGGUACUGGGCUAUUCCUGGACUUGUUUCUUAUCCAAAUCUCAGGCUUGUGCAGCACAUGGUGGUAAUUGCCCAUCCUGCUUUGUCCCCACUGCUUCCUCCUCUCUGCGGCUGCAGGGAAGCGAUCGUAAUAUUCCUAUUCGGUUUCAAUGUACGCUUGCCUUAGCGUACCUUAUUCCAAACAAGAGUGUAAUAUCCUAAUUUUCUGCCGUGUUUUUUUUCACGCAACAACGCCACCAUGGGGUUUGACCUUUAGCGGCGAGCGAUGCCAUCGACGGCAAUGCUCUUCCGCGUUCCCCUUGUGACGUCACAAACGUUCGAGUUCCGAGGUUGGGCCUGAGUGAGAGUGCACAGCUCCCUGUGAAGUAAGGGAGCCACACUGCCCAGUUACAGCGAAGCCUCGUUGAGGCCUGGCUUGUUCCCAUGUAUGUAUGUUGACAUUUUUUCUAACCGUACGUAGCCAACCGUGCUAAUUGAAGGUGCAGGAGAAGGAUAAACUAAACGCCAAAAGCAAUGUGUAGUGGUGUAAAAUCUAUAGGAUCUGUAGUGCUACAAGACUAGAAUCAAUAGUGGUGUAAAACCAUAAGCAUCUGCGAGUCGAAUUUAAAUUGAUUCAUCCACGCACGACCACGUACGUGUACCAUGUCCGAAAGUCUUGACCAUUUCCCGUGAAUUGUUACUUAAUUUAUUAACUCGUGCAAAACGGUGUUGUGUAGAAUCACAUCACAGCCUUGUUCAUUUCUUAGUCGCAAUUGCAUGUUCACGCCACUGCUGACCGAAAGGGGCCUCCUCUCGAGUUAUUUGGCCUAAAUUUUGAUUUAAAGCUUUCGUGACUGCAGGGAUUCAUCUUCUUGGUUCUUUCGGUAAAGUCACGUAGAAUGGAAAUAAUAAAAUAAUAAAAAUAAAACAUAAU
Molecule: messenger RNA, 4132 nt
Organism: Lethenteron reissneri (Far Eastern brook lamprey)
Lineage: Eukaryota; Metazoa; Chordata; Hyperoartia; Petromyzontiformes; Petromyzontidae
Gene: WDR36
Product: WD repeat domain 36
Biological process (GO): rRNA processing
Cellular component (GO): Pwp2p-containing subcomplex of 90S preribosome; small-subunit processome
Molecular function (GO): protein binding
Source: RefSeq, a predicted model, not a curated record